Molecule: messenger RNA, 825 nt
Organism: Cyphellophora attinorum
Lineage: Eukaryota; Fungi; Ascomycota; Eurotiomycetes; Chaetothyriales; Cyphellophoraceae
Exons: 4
Coding region: 1-825 (274 amino acids)
Source: RefSeq, a predicted model, not a curated record
AUGUCUCUGCCACCACCACAUCCCAAGAUCCCCCAGCAGCCCCGCGAGAAGCCCAUGCAGGUGCUGGCCCUGGGCGUAUCGCGAACGGGAACUUUGUCGACGUACACCGCACUGAAAAUGCUCGGCUACGAACCGUACCAUAUGGCGGAAUCUAUCCUGAACGGCGCCAAUGGGCAUCCGAAAGCCUGGGGCAAAGCAGUCCGCGCAAAAUACUAUGGCAAGGGCAAGCGUUGGGAGGGAAAGGACUUCGAGAAGAUGUUGUGGAGAUAUGAUGCCGUGACGGACGCGCCAACAGCUCUGUUUGUCGAGGAGCUGCUGGAGGCAUAUCCAGACGCUAAGGUUGUCUUGAGUAACCGGGACACGGAGAAGUGGACACAGUCGAUCAUGGACAACUUCCUUUAUUUCUUGACGGGUAAAUUCAGGUGGUUUUACCUGCGAAUAUUCGACCCGGGAUAUGGAGGCGAAUGGUAUGACAUGACCUGGUCUUGCCUCAAUAUCUGGAGUGGUGGCGACAUGUAUAAUCCUGAGGCAUACAAGAAAUACGGUAUCGAACGACACAAUGAGAUGGUCCGAAGGCUUGUGCCAAAAGAUAACCUCCUCGAGUUUCAUCCAAGCGAUGGCUGGAAACCGUUGUGCGACUUUCUGGGCAAGGACAUACCAGAAGACAACCCGGAUUUUCCGCACAUCAAUGAAGGUGAUUCGCUGAAGAAGACUCUGGACUUUGCCCUGCGCAUACGGAUCGUGAUUUCCUUGGCCGAGUGGGCGCUGUGGGUGUCUCCAGUUGCAGCAGCGGGCGGCGCUUGGUGGUGGUACACGCGGAGCUGA